This is a messenger RNA of Thrips palmi, 1297 nucleotides long. Its product is annotated as bifunctional peptidase and (3S)-lysyl hydroxylase Jmjd7-like. The record is from RefSeq and is a predicted model, not a curated record. Bases 147 to 1151 code for a protein of 334 amino acids. NCBI's taxonomy places the organism in Eukaryota, Metazoa, Arthropoda, Insecta, Thysanoptera, Thripidae. The transcript is spliced from 5 exons. Gene Ontology annotation, molecular function: 2-oxoglutarate-dependent dioxygenase activity.
GGGCAGAGGAGGGGCGAGGAAAUUCUGUUGUUUACCCACCGCAGCAGCGGACGACAGAGGCGGCUGCUGCAACCUAGCUGUGUCUUUAAGGUUCAACUGGUACCUGUAUUGUAUUGCAUUGACACACUGUUGAACACAGUCAAGUGAUGGAGGAAUUAUUCAAAUGUCUGACAGUUGAGGCGCAGGAAUUUCAUUACGGAACUUCAGUGCCGGAGGUCAGUGUGAAUGAUAUUUCUCCUCUGGGUUUUUAUCGCUCUUAUGUAUCUUCAAAUCAACCAGUUCUAAUACGCAAUGCCUGCCGUCAUUGGCCUGCGUUUCACAAGUGGAAUAAAGAAUACUUAAGCUCUAAAUUGGGAGGGAAAGAAACAUUUGUUGCGGUUACACCAAAUGGAUAUGCUGAUGCUGUUGCCUUUGAUUUAGUCACAAAAAAAGAGUACUUUGUGAUGCCUGAAGAGAAGAAGAUAAAAUUUUCUGAGUUCAUGGAGGUUCUUCAUAAUCCAACACAAUAUCAUGGCAUUUAUUACUUGCAACGUCAAAAUUCGAACUUAACAGAUGAACUACCAGAGCUACUUGAAGACAUAGAAAAGGACAUACCAUGGGCAACAGAAGCAUUUGGGACUCUACCAGAUGCAGUGAAUUUUUGGAUAGGAGAUAAAAGAGCAGUAACAUCAAUGCACAAAGAUCCAUACGAAAAUGUCUACUGCGUAGUGAAUGGAUAUAAAGACUUCAUAUUACAUCCACCAACUGAUCGUCCAUGGAUCCCAUACAAAAAUUAUCCAACAGCAACCUACAGAGAAGAAUCACCUGGAAUGUUUUCAAUCAAACCGAGUGCACAUGAUCAUGAGUUGCCUAAACAUGAACUGCCUGAUGAUAAAUAUGAGACACAUGAGAUACCAUGGAUCAGUAUAGACCCUUUGGCCCCUGAUUAUGAUAAGUACCCCUCUUAUAAAAAUGCCUCGCCUCUCCAUGUGAGGGUGCAGGCUGGUGAUGCUCUAUUUCUACCAUCGCUUUGGUAUCAUCAUGUGCGCCAGUCUCAUGCAUGCAUAGCUGUCAACUUUUGGUAUGACAUGCAGUAUGAUGUAAAAUACAUUUACCAUAAGUUUUUAGACACGCUUGUUGAAAGGCAAAAUUAUUUUAAAAAAGAAGUGUGAAUAAAAUUGAACCAAGUAUGAAAGAAACUGAAUGUACAUAAAAGAAGGUGACAACAUACUUCCAGACCUUUGGGUUUCCAUGAUAGCAAGCAUACAAAAUCAUUUAAACAUCUUAACAUUCUUGAGCAAUUAUAGACAAGGAUUUA